Pollicipes pollicipes is the source of this 2745-nucleotide messenger RNA. Its product is annotated as A disintegrin and metalloproteinase with thrombospondin motifs 7. NCBI's taxonomy places the organism in Eukaryota, Metazoa, Arthropoda, Thecostraca, Pollicipedomorpha, Pollicipedidae. Gene Ontology annotation, cellular component: extracellular matrix. The transcript is spliced from 10 exons. Gene Ontology annotation, molecular function: metalloendopeptidase activity. Gene Ontology annotation, biological process: extracellular matrix organization; proteolysis. The coding region runs from base 136 to 2067 and encodes 643 amino acids. The record is from RefSeq and is a predicted model, not a curated record.
GCCGGCGCCGGCGCCCGGGCCGGAGCCCGCCGACGCCGUCGACGCCGACGCAAUCGGUUCCAGUGGGUGGUGACCGGCUUCUCGGCCUGCAGCAGGUCGUGCGGCGGAGGAACGCAAAUCGCCGAGGUGGUGUGCAUGAGAAGGAAACGGAAGCAGCUGGCUCGCAACAGGAAGUGUGACCCCCGCCGGCGACCGAAGCCAAAGGCGACGCCGUGCAACACCUUCCCGUGUCCAGUCAGCAGCUGGGAGCCGAACCCCUGGUCAGCAUGCAGCAGCACGUGCGGCACCGGCCACCAGACGCGCACGUUCCUCUGCGUGCGCGCCGGCCAGCCGGUGGAGGUGACGGAGUGUGAGGGACGCCCAACGGAGCCAGAGGUGCAGGAGUGCGACGCCGGGCCCUGCCCGGCCAACGCCCGCUGGCAGAUCGGACAGUGGAGUCCGUGCUCGGUCAGCUGCGACUGGGGCAGCCGGACCCGUCGCGUGAGCUGCGCCGAACCGGGCCGCUGUCCGGCGACGGAGCGGCCGCGCGACACGGCACCGUGCCGCCUCCAGCCCUGCCCGCAGCAGGUCCACAGCGACCACCGACCGGCCGGCUGGAUGACCACCGACUGGACCGACCAGUGUUCGGUGGAGUGCGGCCAGGGCGUGCAGUGGCGCGGAGUCACGUGCGGCGGCGACGUCGGCCGAUGCCAGCCGGGCUCCCGGCCCCAGCAGACACGGCCCUGCAAGACGGACCGCGGCUGCGGCGGUAUCUGGUUCACUGGACCCUGGAGCCAGUGCUCCCACGAGUGCGGCGACGGCGGCCAGGCCACACGCACCGUGCUCUGCAUUCGGCGCACGGACGCCGAGUUCGCCGUGGCGGCGGAGCGGGCGUGCGCCGCCACGGCGCGGCCGCCGGACCGGCAGCCGUGCGGCGGCGGCGCCGGCUGUCCGCCCCGCUGGUUCGUCACCGAGUGGGCCGCCUGCUCGGCCACCUGCGGCAUCGGUCGGCAGCGGCGCACCGUCGCCUGUCCUGCCAGCUGGCCGACUGCCCCGAGAUGGGUGGUAAUUUUCACAUGCGGGUGGAAUGGCUCCAGUCUGCAGAGCCUGAGCUACGCCGCAACGACCGGGCAGCCAGUGACGGAGGGCAGCCUGCCCACCGGGCAGACUGAAGCAGCAGGUAGCGCGCCGACCGCCGACGCCGCGUCACCGGACGGGACCCCGCCGCCAACGGUCGUGGACGAGUCGGUGGAGCAGCGGCCGUCCAUCCUGACGCUGGACGAGUCCACUUUGGGCGGAUGGCGGGGAACCACAAACGCGAACAAGUCGGUGGAACAGCGGCCGUCCGUCCUGACGCUGGACGAGGCCACUGUGGGCGGAUGGCGGGGAAGCACGAACACGUGGAUCACGGUGGAUGCCCCGACGCCGACGGAAGCUGGGCCGGUGGGCUCGACAGAGCCCACCGGUGUUGGAGCCACUGAGCUCGGCUCAAGCUCCGAGCCAACAGCGGCCGCCGUGAGCCGUGAGCUGGAGCUCGGGUCAGGCGGCCUCGAUCCCAUAAAUACGGCCACAUCGGCGGCGGCGACAGAGGCGCUGGCGGGUGGGGCUGAACCAACCCGCCUACCGAGUGAGACGCUGCCAGCAGGAGAGCUGGAGAGGGAGACUCCGGCGACCAACCAGCCGGAGGAGCAGCUACCCACGAAUGAGCUGGAGAGCGAGCUUCUGGAGACAAAUGAGCUGGAUGGGGAGCCCCGCUUCACAUUCGAGCUGGACGAGAAGCCUCCCUCCGCAAAUGGCCUCCGGGGAGCACCGUUCCCCGGGCAGGCGCCAGCCGAGAACACAUUGGUCACUGAUGGUAGCGCCGCAACCACCGAGGGUUUGGCGAAUCCACGCAAACACAGGAAGCACAAAGACAGAGGCGGGCGCCGUGAAGGCCGCAAAGAAGGCAGUGGCAGUGGUGCGAGUGCGAAUAACACAGACUCCUGCACGGAUAAGUUCAGCUACUGCUCGUUGGUGCAACAGGCAAGACUGUGCAAAUACAAGUACUAUAAAAACUCGUGUUGCGCCGCGUGCAGAGGCGCUCGGUAGACCUCCAUUUCAGAAGUUGGCACGUGAGUGACGAGCACCAGCGCCAUCUUUCAGGCGAUUGCUGUGCCAUCUGUGCGCUUACGGAGGAACUCACUCAAGCUAAAUUGACUGACAGCGGUGGUCCAUAUACGAGUGACGUGCUGCGUGUGGGAUGGGGCCGGCGGCCAGUGACGGCCACCAGAGCGCGGCGCGCACUGCUCUAGCUGUGUGAAUAGUGCUGCCUGUCUUCUGAUGAGGACACCUUGCUGUGCCUGCUUCUGCGCUGCCCGUGCGAGGUCGCCCUACCGGCGUCGGGCGCGGGUCCGUGGCUGGCGCUGCUCAGCCCGCAGCCAGGACCACUGUGUAGCUGACUAAUAAACGUCUUCAGACGGCAGUAAUCUCGGGCCGGCGCCGUCCUGUGCUGGCGCGCACCCGGCAAUCUUCUCUGUACAGCUGCACGGACAGCCACUGUCAGACACCGUGUAGAAGGCUGAGCGCCGCAGCUCUUAACAGUGUUUCUAUUACCUUGUUCUUAAUUGAAAUAGGCCGUCAGGUGUAUUUAUGGUAAAGGCUGGCGCACGUGAGUGGCUCGAGGCGGCGUGGUGUUUGAUGAAGAAGUAUGAAUUUGACGAUGUUCCGCGCCGCACAUGGUUCUGUCUAAUGUUUGUUGCUGAGAACACGAAAGAACAUUGAGCAUGA